AUGCCUGUUAAUGAUGCAGAGAGAAGAAUAAAGAAGAAGGAAUUUUACAGCAUCGCGGGAUUCCCGAACGUGCUGGGUUGCAUAGACUGCACACAUGUCCGCAUCAGAGCCCCAACACAUAACGAAGCAGAUUUUGUAAAUCGAAAAGGGUUCCAUUCAGUGAACAUUCAGAUGGUAUGCGAUGCUCGUUUCAUCAUCAUGGAUGUCGUAGCCAAGUGGCCCGGGAGCGCACAAGACAGUCGUAUAUUUAGAGAAAGCAGAUUAUGUGCAGAGUUGGAGAAUGGAAUGGAUGGAGUGUUGCUAGGAGAUAGUGGCUAUGCAUGUAAGAAAUACUUGAUGACGCCAUACCUAAACCCCCAGACUCAGACACAGGAGAGGUAUUGCCGGUCAUAUUUAACAGAUCACUGUGUAAAACUAGUCAUCAUCGAGCAAACGUUUGGUGUUCUAAAGAGGAGGUUUGCUGUUAUGUCGUACGGGAUAAGGACAUCCGAGAUGAAGGCUUGCAGGACGACAAUGGCGUGUGCCAUCCUGCACAACAUCGGAAUUAAGCGGGGAGACUCAUUUGGACGCUUUGUGGUCGAGUCCAACAAUCACCCAGAUGCACCGAACCAACCGGUUGAUGUUGCAGGAAAUGCCUUUAGGGACUUUGUCAGCAGGACAUAUUUUUCGUAA
Mya arenaria is the source of this 672-nucleotide messenger RNA. RefSeq names its product putative nuclease HARBI1. The coding region runs from base 1 to 672 and encodes 223 amino acids. The transcript has 5 exons. Lineage: Eukaryota; Metazoa; Mollusca; Bivalvia; Myida; Myidae. The record is from RefSeq and is a predicted model, not a curated record.